Molecule: messenger RNA, 854 nt
Organism: Sinocyclocheilus grahami
Lineage: Eukaryota; Metazoa; Chordata; Actinopteri; Cypriniformes; Cyprinidae
Product: leucine-rich repeat-containing protein 28-like
Exons: 7
Coding region: 156-854 (232 amino acids)
Cellular component (GO): cytoplasm
Molecular function (GO): protein binding
Source: RefSeq, a predicted model, not a curated record
UGCUCCCAGACGGAAGGCUAGUGCUGUACACAAACAACUCCAGAGGUUUUCAAGAGGGAAUAAUUCAUAUUUCAUUCACUACAGGGAUGCAAUACUGGAAAAGUAGAAGCUGAAAGAGGGAAAAACUCUCUCAGCCAAAGACGGUUCUUGCAGCCAUGGCUUCUGAACUCCAUGAAGUGAUUUUUAUGGCCAAGCGAGAGCGACACAAGAAUCUUUUCCUGAACUACAGAAACCUCAACAUUUUCCCUGUGGAGCUCCUCAGAGAUGAAGGGAUGCAGUUCCUGGAGCGUCUCUUCAUGAAGAGAAACUCCCUCACAACACUUCCAGAGAACCUGGCUCAGAAACUUCCCAACUUGAUAGAAUUGUACCUGCACUCAAACAAUAUUGUGAUAAUUCCUCAAGCAAUUGGCAAUCUAGCGAAGCUGCAGUCACUGGACCUGAGUGACAACGCUCUUCAGGUCAUCUGUCCAGAGAUCGGUCAACUGCGCUCAUUACGACAUCUGCGAUUGGCCAACAAUCAACUGAAAUUCCUCCCGCAAGAGCUGGGAGAUCUCCGAGAGCUGGAGACUCUCGAUGUGUCCGUGAACCUCCUGAGGACUCUUCCAGAGCGUCUGCACCAGUGUCUGUCCCUGCAGUGCCUGACAGCAGACCGCAACCUGCUGCACUGCCUUCCUCGUCUGCUCUGUCUGCUGCCCGAACUCAAUGAGCUCUCCAUGGCUGCCAACUGCCUGACAUCACUGCCCCUGGAUCUGGGGCGCUCCAUGGAGCUGCAGUUUGUCUUUGUGGACAACAACGCUCAUCUAAAGGGACUUCCAUCGUAUCUUUAUAACAAAGUCAUCGGCUGCAGUGGGUGA